CGGGUACUGUGUGUGCGUUACGCGUUACGCGUUGCGCGUUACGCGAGUGACGCGUUACAGGGUGUAUGUGAGAGUGUAAGGCAAGUAACGCUCCAUAGGCGAGUCUAGGAAUGUCGGUGAUGGGAAGAAAUGAUAAGUCGUAACCGUGACAUUAAAACGAUUUUUGGUAAUAACAAGACGUUAAUGCAUUCAUUACUCUCUCACGAUGAUUUACAUUCUAGUUUAUUCUAUUUUAGAAACAUUUUGGUAGGUUUAAAACACAAUACUAUAUUUUAAUCUCUCUAACUAGCGUUUUGGCAUAAUAUUUUGAGAAAAUUAUGUUUUGCGUUUACAAUAGGUAUUGACAAAAACCAGAGUUAGUCGUGUGGAAAUGUGGGUUCUCUAACAAAACGUGAGUAGUGUAAAAAUGUGGUUUAUAGAACACUAAAGUGGGCACCGGGGUGUCGUAUGCCUCCUCCACGGCACGCGUCCAAUGUCCACCUCGGCCCGGCGCUUCGUCCAGAGUCUUACAGGUCGACGACAGUCAAGUCCCGGGGACACAGCGGCAUCUUCCACGCGCCUCGUGCACGGCCAUCAUGAGCUUGACGAGAUAGCCGUCGUCUCCUGCAACGCCACCCCUAGCCAGGUCAAGUAUGGCAGUGGGCCUUUGUCUGCGGCCGCCAACGGCCCGAGGAUUGUGCCUGGUAUUAUUACGUCUACCGGGCGUAUGAUCGGGGAGCGUCUGAGCGCAUCCGGUACAAGACUUGACACCGGCAGCCCAGUGGCCUACGUGUCCGGAGGCAACCGUAGCAGCAACGAGUCGCUCAAGCCCAGCAGGGCGCUCAAGUCCGUGUCUCGACAAAGCCUGCUGGACAUAGUCAGCUCCAGGCUCGGCGUCGGCAGGAGCAAACAGCACCAGGUCCAGAGAUACUUUUCCUCCUCGCGAGACUCCUUGUCCGCCGCAUACAUCAACCGAGCAGCAGUCUCGUCGGCCUCAGAGCUCGACCUCAGUCGCAAGGUUCGCCGGCGCGACCUCCGAGGUCGCCUCAAACUCCCUGCCUCCGUGGCACAGACCGAGACCUCCCGGUGGACUGGCGGCCCCAGGAACUCCUCCGGGAACAUCAACGGCACGGUGACGUCCACCGAGACCCGUUACAACACCCGGCGCCCACCCAGGGUACGGACCAAUCACAAGUGGUCUUUCGUGUUCGACCCCGCUGGUCGUCUCUGCUACUACUGGUCUAUGGUCGUGUCUCUCGCCUUCCUCUACAACUUCUGGGUCAUCAUCUACAGGUUCGCCUUCCAGGAAAUUAACAGAGACUCGAUUCUCGUCUGGUUCUGCCUCGACUACCUCGCAGACCUCCUCUACCUCGUCGACAUCAUGUUCCACUUCCGCACGGGUUACCUAGAGGACGGAGUGCUACAAACAGACUCGACUAAGCUGAGACAUCACUACAUGAACUCCACCACCUUCUACAUCGACUGUCUCUGUCUGCUUCCGUUGGACUUCCUCUAUCUCUCCAUAGGCUUCAACAGCAUCCUCCGCUCCUUCCGGCUCGUCAAGAUCUACAGGUUCUGGGCCUUCAUGGAUAGGACCGAGAGACACACGAACUACCCUAACCUCUUCAGAUCGACCAGCUUGAUCCACUACCUCCUCGUGAUCUUCCACUGGAACGGAUGUCUGUUCCACAUCGUCUGCAAGAACAAUGGGUUCGGCAGCAAGAACUGGGUGUUUAUGGACAGUGAGAGUGCUGAUGUUGUGAAACAGUACCUCCAGAGCUACUAUUGGUGUACUCUCGCCUUGACCACCAUCGGGGACCUGCCGCGGCCUCGCAGCAAGGGAGAGUACCUGUUCGUCAUCCUCCAACUGCUCUUCGGACUCCUGCUGUUCGCGACGGUCCUGGGUCACGUGGCGAACAUUGUCACUAGUGUCAGUGCGGCGAGGAAGGAGUUUCAAGAUGGCUCCAACUUAACCAAGCUGGAUGGAGUGAAGACCUACAUGCGGAUGAGAAGAGUUCCGAACCAUCUUCAGGUGAAAGUAAUCAAAUGGUUCGACUACCUGUGGCUCACACAGAAGUGUUCUGACGAGGAGAAGGCAGUCAGCUGUUUACCAGACAAGUUGAAGGCUGAAAUCGCCAUUAACGUUCACCUGGACACUCUCAAGAGGGUGGAGAUCUUCCAGAACACCGAGGCAGGCUUCCUGUGUGAGCUCGUCCUCAGACUGAGGCCUGUGUUGUUCUCUCCCGGGGACUAUAUCUGUAGAAAAGGGGAAGUGGGCAAGGAGAUGUACAUAGUCAACCGAGGCCGCCUACAAGUUGUCGCCGACAACGGUAGGACUGUCCUGGCCACUCUCAAAGCAGGAUCUUACUUUGGCGAGAUCUCCAUCCUGAACAUGGGCACCGCAGGCAACCGAAGAACGGCGUCCGUGAGGUCCGUGGGCUACAGUGACCUCUUCGUCCUCUCCAAGAAGGACAUGUGGGACGUGCUGAAGGAGUACCCAGCGGCGAGAGUCAGACUGGAGGCAAUAGCGGUCAAGAGACUGGAGAAAUACAAAAGGGCGCCUUUAGAGAAAGCGGCCAUGGGCAGGAGUCAGUCCACGCCUGGCCUGGUAGAGACUAAGGGGCGAGUACCCCUGGAGGAGAUGUGGGUGUCACCACUGCCUCCUCUAGAUCCUGUACCUCCUCUCUCGGCCGCCACCUCUGGGCCUCCGCCCUCCGCCUACACCUCUAACUCGCUCUUCAGCCCUGCGCUGAGUCCCACGACAGCUAGUAGAUCGCAGCACACCAACGCAUCGCCGCUGUCCAUCCUGUCCAGCGAACACACCUCCGAAGAGCAAUCCUGCCACCACGUGCCUCUCUCCCAGAACACUAAACCACCCUCGGGACCCAGUCCCGACGUGAUAUCACAGGAGGCCUUCAUCGCGGAGAUCAAGAGGCUGAGGGAGCGUCUGGUGACUCUGGAGACGGAGAACGCAGCCCUCAGCAUGAAGCUGAGUCAGCAGCAGUGGGAGGUGGAGCAUCGUCUAGCAGAGAUCGAAAUGCAGAUUUGUGGGGCCAGCAGUGCUGACAGCAGUGCAGAAGACAACGAGAGAAACAGGGAAAGCAUCAUUUAACAAAGAUGGCGGCGAGAAGACCUUCGAUUGGUCAACAGGCGGGACGAGCUAGCCUCUUUAACUGUUUAAACUAUACUUGACCAAGGAUAUUGACUCGAGUUAUUUCCUACAACCUAACUAAAUUUUAGUUACACCGUGGGUGGUAUGGUGGUAUAACCUAUUGCAUGGUUGUACAUAGAGCACACACAUGGGGGGGGGUUAACUCAUUGUUGUCACCACCCCUUAGCAAUUACUUGCUCUACACUAGGUAAAUGGAACUGUGAACUUCCAUUAAUUCAGAAAUCAAUAACAAGAUGGUACUUUUAUAAACUUUUACCAACAAAACGCAUUCCCUGCUGUUAGUGCAACGUUAUAUUUUUAGUUUUGUUUUUGAAUGAUAUUAAUAUUACAGUUUCUAUGUAACUUUUCAACUUAAAUACUGAUACAAAGAAUGAAUAAUAUUUUAUGUACAAAGGUUGACAAAAAGAAAAAUCUGUUCAAUUGUUAUUAAAUAAUUAUGUAUGUAGCUUGCUUGAAGUAUGAGUCAAUGGGAAAACUAUUUUGGCUGAAGUAACGAAUUAAAAGGAUGUUUGGAUUACAGCUUGUAAAAUACGAUAAUUUAUAUUUGUUUUAGUUUUUAAAGACUUUUGUGCCACAAGUAUAAAUAUUGUACUGUAAAGAAGAAGUAUUUGUACCUGGAUAUAAAAUACACUUAUUUGCCUGGACGUGUUGCUGGUUAUAGCGGGUUAAGCACUAUGGUUAUUUGUACAGCCAACCUUCUUACGAGUCUGAGAAUUUUUAUCUCAUCGUCUAUCAUAUAUUUAAAAGUGGAUUCGAAGAUACUUACAAAGUAUUUUUAUAGGUUAUUAUUUCAAACAACCAAAUAAUCUAGUAGGCUGUGCGAUGAAUUGGUUAGUAGAAAACUUCAAGUACUACAAUUUCUUUUUCAUAGUAUUACCAAACGGCUGUUUCAUCAUAAAAAUAUUUUUAUUUUAUUUUUAAGCACUAUGCAGCAGGGUCAACUAAUAUUUUAAGUAGAACUUUUUUCCGGUUUAAGAAUCCAUCUUGCUUCCAAACUGGCCUAAAUGUACAGAAAAACUUGGUUGUUUAUUGUAAUGUUAGGCUUCAUACUAAUGGCUUUAUACAAUUUAAAACC
Molecule: messenger RNA, 4226 nt
Organism: Macrosteles quadrilineatus (aster leafhopper)
Lineage: Eukaryota; Metazoa; Arthropoda; Insecta; Hemiptera; Cicadellidae
Product: cyclic nucleotide-gated cation channel alpha-3-like
Exons: 14
Coding region: 473-3091 (872 amino acids)
Biological process (GO): potassium ion transport; monoatomic cation transmembrane transport
Cellular component (GO): intracellular cyclic nucleotide activated cation channel complex; plasma membrane
Molecular function (GO): intracellularly cGMP-activated cation channel activity; cGMP binding; voltage-gated potassium channel activity
Source: RefSeq, a predicted model, not a curated record